This is a messenger RNA of Pseudo-nitzschia multistriata, 2777 nucleotides long. NCBI's taxonomy places the organism in Eukaryota, Bacillariophyta, Bacillariophyceae, Bacillariales, Bacillariaceae. The record is from the annotation of a GenBank genome assembly.
CGAAAAUUCUGUUGGGACAAACACGAAAGUUGUUCAUCGAAAAGCAAUUCAAGAGCCAGGACUACUCUAAAACAAAAAUGGCGGUGACGGGAGACUGGACGAUGGUAAAGAACGGGGAAGAAGGCUCCGAAUCCUCCGAUGCGAACUCGAACACCAACAACGACGUCGAUGGCGAAUCUCCGGCAGCCGCGGUCCGGUUUCCCUGCAUCGAGCAACCCACGAGGGUCACGCUUCACUGCAACGGAUAUUACCUUUGGGGAUGCCGAAACGGAAAACUGAUCGCCCGCAAGAAACGCUCGGAAAAGGACGAGUGGCGGAUCGAAAACAGCCACUGCGUGGUGGGCGAGGAGGAGGAAAACAACUCCGAUGCCAGCAACGGGAAUUCCAGGAACCAACACGUGGUCAACAUUUGCAACCACAAAUUCGGUGGAAGAUUGUCGCUCGUGGAUAUAGAGGAGAAGCACAGGAAGGAAGGGGGGCCCACAAAGACCGUGGUGUGCAUUAAGGACGAGAGCGCCAAAACCGGCACCAAGAAUUCAAAGACGGAGGACAAGCAGAACAUUGGUGGCAACGAAGCGUCCAGCAACGAUCUGGGGCUAAACGAGAGCAUCGAUUCGGAGGAGGUGGUCGACUUUGGGGACGACACUGAGCCCGCCGCGCUAGAGAGACUCCCGGACGAUGAGGAAGACCCAGAGGGAGGGGAGGACGGAGAAAACAUGGACGGCGUGCUCGACCUGGGUUCGGUGGACCAAGAACACCAGCAAUGGUGCCUCGUCCGUUGCGGCGACGGGCAGGGAAGCAGCGGGCUGAUGAUCCAGUCGCUCACGACCGGUGACCGCCUCGCGAUUACCGACGACGGCAAGAUCACCCUGGUUCCUGCAUCCGCCCCCGAGGAUUCGUCGGUGCCGUCCAGUGUCUCCGGACUUGUCUGGGAAAUGGAAUGCGUUACGGGCGAGCUGUGCUUCCUGUCCAAUCCUGCUCUCGAUGUCCGGGUGCGCUGCGACAUGGCCGGCCUAUUGACCCUGUCGCCCAACUGGAAGGGCUGGGAGGUCGUCCGCAUCCUGGAAUCGAGCGGCGACGGUUACGUAAAGCUUUCGAGCUGGAUGCACAGCCAGUGGCUCUUGUGCAGCGACGCCGAGGGCAACGUAACAACGUGCUCGCAUGCCGAUUCGCUCCUCUCCGAGGGCCAGCACGGUGAAUCGGAUUUCCCUGGCGACCAGGAGCCGCAGAAGCAGCAACCCUUUCGCUGUUCGAAGUGGGCCAUUGAGAAAUACCAGGGGUCCAGCGGCCCCCCAGGUGUAAUUAUUCGAUCCAAGACUCACAACCGGCUCCUGAGCAUCCGGGACGGGGUUUUGAGAACCUUUGACAGCCUGGAGGAUAUAUCCAGGCAGGCUUCGGCCAUCCUCGAGGAGUGUGCUGCCGAAGAUUGCGAGACGGAGGACAACAGCGGUGGCGGGGACGAUGCCGCAGAGCCACAGAGCCAGAAGAUUGCCGACAUUGUGAAGCGCAGCAGCGACGAGGUGAAGGAUGCUAUGAAGCGCGGCAGCGACGAGGUGAAACGCCGGGGCAGCGAUUGGUGGAAGACCAGUGUCAAGAACGUACAAAAGAAAAUGUCCGAUACGGCAAUCCAGAGACGAAACUCGAAGAACCCGGUCGACUUUCUUAGGAGCAGCAUGACCCGUAGCGGCCGGGACGAACUCCAGGCCAUCUCCUCGUCCAUUGCGGACAUUUCCGAGGGAGAGACCAUCGUGUGGCAACUGGAGGCCGCUCAUCUGCAAACCUAUUACUUCUUGUCGUCUCCGUCCGAGGUUGAGAAGAAGAUCGAUGCUUGCGACGAGGAGGACGGCGACGAAACCCAGACCCCUGACGCUUCGAUUGGCAAACCCAGGUCCAUUGGUGCCUUUCCCAACGUUACGGAAAACCUUCGAACCUCGGACAAGAUACAGCUGGUUCGAAACGACAAGGAAAUCAAUACUAUUAAGCUCUAUCUGACGGAAAAGAACCUCUACGUGACGUGCUCCUCGAAGGGCGUUAUCUUCCUCACGGAAAACGAGGGUGACGAGGGAUCCGACUGGAUCAUGGACCAGCAAAAAGACGGUGGGAGCGUCUUCCGGUCCAAGGCCCACGGUCUCUAUUUGUCGUACAAGGAGACGGAAAACAACGGCACCAAGAGCGAUGGCGGCGACGAACAAGCUGCCCCAGCGGAAGACCUUGACAACGACGGUGAUUCCUCCAUCGUAGACACAGACAACAACAACAACAACACAAAACCAAAAUCCCCGUCCGCGAGGGGAUCGGUCAAGUUCAAGAACCACCUGCAGAAUUUGCUGCAAAAGAACAACACCGUCACCGAGCUCUGCGGUGUUUCGGCGAUGGAGCCCUCCGCCCUGUGGAAGCUCGAGCCCUGCACGCCCCGGGCGGUGAGCUCGGAAAAGCUCAAGACCUUUGCCAUCGGGACGUCCAUCGCCGUCGGAACGACCAUCGCCAUGCCCUUUGCCCUGGCGGGGGUUGCCGCGGUCAUGGGGGCCGUCGGGGCGGAGGCCGGGAUCGGCUUUGGAAUCGUGGCGGCCGGCCUGACGGGAGUGGAGGCGAUGGCCUCGGUCGGGGCCAUCGGGGCGACGGCCUACAUCUGCUUCAAGCCGGCCCAGAACUCGCUGACGGACGACCACCAGGCACAGGACGGCAGCGACGAAAAACCCUGGUCGAAGCGGCCCUUUAGCAACUGGCGGAACUGGUAGCCGCGCAUGCAUAGAAGACAAUAAUUUGAGAACCUUUUU